Panicum virgatum (switchgrass) is the source of this 4270-nucleotide messenger RNA. RefSeq lists its product as uncharacterized. Gene Ontology annotation, biological process: cell surface receptor signaling pathway. The record is from RefSeq and is a predicted model, not a curated record. The transcript has a single exon. Bases 321 to 2240 code for a protein of 639 amino acids. Lineage: Eukaryota; Viridiplantae; Streptophyta; Magnoliopsida; Poales; Poaceae. Gene Ontology annotation, molecular function: protein binding.
GUGGCCUGCAGCCAGCUCACGCACGCGCGCGCGGCCAACCCGGGCCGUGCCCCAAAAAAACCAAAACCAAUGCCAAAUUAACUCCCCACCACCACCGCCCCGCGGCUCCCACCCCACCUCUUCUUCCUCCUCCUCCUCCGAUUCCCCCCCAAUUCCCAACCCUGCGGAGGAGGCAGGGAGGAAAAGGCCGGACCGAGCAGCCCGCCCACGGCACCGCACCGCUGCGGGUUACUGGGACCGGGCCAGUGGCCGGCCGCCAUUCGGGAGCCCUGACCGCGGCGAGGGGGGGGAGCGCCGCCGCCGCCGACCGAGGUCCGAGGAUGGACGACCUCAAGCAGAUCCUGGCGCGGCCGAUCCAGCUCGCCGAGCAGGUAAUAAAGUGGGCCGACGAGGCCUACACGUUCCGGCAGGAGUGCAUGGAGCUCAAGGCCAAGGUCGAGCGCCUCGCCGGCCUCUUCCGCCAGGCCGCGCGCGCCGACCUCUACGAGCGCCCCGCGCGCCGCAUCUUCGACGACACCGAGAAGGCGCUCGACAAGGCGCUCGCCCUCGUCGACAAGUGCCGCGCGCACGGCCUCGUCCGCCGCGUCUUAACCAUCAUCCCCGCGGGCUCCUUCAAGAAGAUGACCAACCAGCUCGACAACUCCAUCGGGGACCUCUCGUGGCUCCUCCGGGUCUCCUCGUCCGCCAACGACGACGACGACUUCGACGCCCACAUCGGCCUCCCGCCCAUCGCGCAGAACGAGCCCAUCCUCUUCCUCAUCUGGGAGCAGAUCGCCGUGCUCUACACCGGCAACCUCGACGCCCGCGCCGACGCCGCCGCCAGCCUCGUCUCGCUCGCGCGCGACAAUGACAGGUACUCCAAGCUCAUCAUAGAGGAGGACGGUGUGCCGCCGCUGCUCAAGCUCGUCAAGGAGGGCCGCCUCGAGGGACAGGAGAACGCCGCGCUCGCCGUCGGGCUCCUCGGCCGCGACCCGGAGUGUGUCGAGCAGAUGGUGCAGGUCGGGGCCUGCCUGGCCUUCGCCAAGGUGCUCAAGGAGGGCCCCAUGAAGGUGCAGGCCAUGGUGGCCUGGGCCGUCUCGGAGCUCGCCGCCAACCACCCCAAGUGCCAGGACGCCUUCGCGCAGCACAACGUGAUCCGGCUGCUCGUCGGCCACCUCGCCUUCGAGACGGUGCAGGAGCACUCCAAGUACGCCAUCACGUCCAAGAUGUCCAUACAUUCCGUGGUGAUGGACAAAAAGAACAGCACCAAUUCGGUAGAAUUGCUGGAUGCCGCGGACCACGGUGCCAUGAGGUACCCGACUGGACAUGGACAAGCUCCCCAGAACAAGAAUGAGAUGCACAGUUUGGUGCAGUCCACCAUGGCUGCCAAGUCUAAUGGGGGCAGUGCUAAACACGUAGUUACUAGUGGUGGUGUUGUGGCAACGAAGCAGCACAAUGCGUCAUUGUCAGGAACGAGUACAAGGGGCAGGGAGUUCGAGGACCCUGAGACAAAGGCAUACAUGAAAGCCAACGCUGCAAAGGCAUUGUGGCAGCUCGCCAAGGGCAAUGCGGCUAUCUGUAAGAGCAUCACAGAGUCAAGGGCUCUGCUCUGCUUUGCCGUUCUCCUUGAGAAAGGUGAAGGUGAUGUGCAAUAUAAUUCUGCCAUGGCUCUCUUGGAGAUCUGCUGUGUCGCCGAGCAGAAUUCCGACCUGCGAAGAUCAGCAUUCAAGCCAACUUCUCCUGCUGCCCGGGCUGUUGUUGACCAGCUCCUACGUGUUGUCGAGAAGGCUGAGUAUGAUGAUCUCCUAAUUCCCUGCAUUAUGUCGCUAGGUUGCUUGUCCAGAACCUUCCGUGCUACAGAGACUCGGAUUAUUGGACCAUUGGUGAAACUUCUUGAUGAGAGAGAAGCAGAUGUAUCCCGAGAAGCAGCAAUUGCCCUGACCAAGUUCGCGUGCACAGAAAACUACCUGCAUGUUGACCAUUCUAAAGCGAUCAUCAAUGCAGGCGGAGCAAAGCACCUAGUUCAGCUUGUGUAUUUCAGUGAGCAGGUGGUUCAGAUUGCAGCACUCACCCUUGUAUGCUACAUUGCACAUAAUGUCCCAGACAGUGAGGAGUUGGCGCACGCAGAAAUCCUCACGGUGCUCGAAUGGGCCUCCAAGCAAGCUUACAUGAUGCAAGACCCGGUCAUCGAGAACUUGUUGCCAGAGGCAAAGAUCAGAUUGGAACUGUAUCAAUCCAGAGGCGCAAAAGGCUACCAUUAGAUUACCUGCUGUGGAAAGGCAUGAAAGAAGAGUUUUAAGUCUUUCUUCUUUGGAUUGGCCAAGUACUGUCUGUAUAUACAUCCAGCGGCUUCUAUGUAUACUCUGGUUAAACCUUUUUGAUUCCCAACAUGGCAAAAGUUGAAGUUACAUCUUUGGUUGGGUUCUCGAUACAGGGAAGUAAUUUUUGUUUGUAGGCUUGGAUGUUCAGAACUCCAGUUCCUCUUGUUGGUGGUAUAGUUUUGGGAGAUUAGCAUCUUAUACUCUCUUUGGCCUAAUUAUGUAUCGUGUAUAUUACAUUUCACUCAUUAAUCUGAAAAAAGUUUCUUAAAUCCAAGAGCCUCAUAAUUUUCUUGCAUGUGACCUCACGGUUUGCUUUAGCCUUUUCUUGUAGGUAGCAUUUGAAUUCAGGAGUUUGCUAAUUUUGUUUUUCUGGUCAUUUGAUUAUUAUGCACUCCACUCCAUUCUUUUGUGCUUAAUGUUCAAUUGGAGACUCUGAUCUUCUGACUAGUUGGCUCAUCUAUGAGAGAAAUUCUUGAAAACUGAGAGUAUGACAUUUUUCUUGCAGAUGACCUCAUGGUUUUCUUGACCGCUUCUUACUUUCUUGUAAGUAGCAUCUGAACAAAGAAUGUUGCAGUUAUGUUUGCCAUUCAAUUCUUGACAAUGUGCUCUAUUCUAUUAUGCUUAUGUUUUAAUUGGAGGAUGUAAUAUUGACAUAUUGCCACUAGUCAACUGCAGUAUAGUUUACUACAUGUUCAGUUUUCUAACUCCCGAUCUCAUGCUUCUAUGUACUUAUCUGUUUGACUUGCUCCGCAUCUGAAAUGACAUUUAUCUGUUUGGCUUGCUCCGCAUGUGAAAAUUCCAUUGUUAUUAGCACUACUGUGCUUGCGAAUGUUUGUGGCCUCCCAUUUCUUUCAUAUCCCAUUUUUCAUAUUAGUGUAUUACUGUACAUGUGAGUAUGCUUAUAUUGGGAUAAUUUUAAUGUUGUGGAGGCUAUGGCUGGAUGGAUGUUUGAAAUAGUAGCCUUUGGCUCUGAUUCUCUGAAGGCUAGCUGUGCCCCUUUUUUCAUGUCAUGCAGCUAGCUCUAUACACAGUACAACAGUCAUUCUUCUUCAGGACUUUCAUGUGAGACUAAUCUGUUGAUGUAGGAUGUAGCCUGCCUAGCAUUCGCUAACUCUUAGGAUGCCUCAAGCGCCUUCCGUCCUUAUCCUCUCGCUACAGGACACAAGGGCGACAGGGAGGCGAUUUGGGUUGCCGGCGGCGAUUCGGCCGGUCCCUUCCCUCUCCGGUGACCUGUACGGCGCCGGAGAUGGAAGAGGAGCGGCGAAUCGUCGUGCGGUUGUGAAUAGAUUAGGUAGUUUAGUACCUAGGUCUUCGCUUUCCUCGCUGUCGACGUUGACGGUGGUGGAACUAAUAAGAUCGCCAGGUGUUCCUAUGGCCACGGCGGUGUUCGUGCUCCUCCAAGGGGCCUUCUCCGGAGACGGCGCCCUCUGUGGUGUGUGCUCCGGCGACCUCUCGGUGAGGUUUAUCUAUCUCAGCCUAGGCUUAUUGUUUGGGUUGGACAUUUCAAUCCCCUCUUUUGGGUUUUGUCGAUUCCGGGUCGCUUGCUUUGCUGGCGGUGCCGGAUUUUCUUCUGGGCCACCGCUGCUUGGUGGCGUGGUGCCAGAUUGGGUUUCUUCCCCAGCUGGUGGUGACGGUUGCCGAUGGUCGUUCACCGUCUCUUGCGUAUGCCGGAGUUUGACAGCCAUGAGGCUGUGCUCGUCUGCACACAUCUCUUGCGGCUUUCCAAUGUUUGGGAUCGUUCUGCUAGCUUGGGAAGAGAAGUUGGUUCCUUGCCUCGGUGGUCUCCGGCGCUGGGUGGCGGCCUGGUGCUUCGAUUCCGGCGAGCUGCAGUGGGAUCCAAGAAGUCAAGUUGAAGACGACGACCCUGGUGUGCGUGCGUGUGUUUUCUUUGUUCUUCAGGGUGUUGUCUGUAAUAUGGGGUUUGUACUCUUCACUGUUUAAUAUAAUCUCCACUCUUCGCAAAAAAAAAA